Colletotrichum spaethianum is the source of this 717-nucleotide messenger RNA. RefSeq lists its product as uncharacterized. The coding region runs from base 1 to 717 and encodes 238 amino acids. The record is from RefSeq and is a predicted model, not a curated record. The transcript has a single exon. Lineage: Eukaryota; Fungi; Ascomycota; Sordariomycetes; Glomerellales; Glomerellaceae.
AUGAACUGGGUCGUUGCAAUGUUGUUCGUGGUCGGCAGUGUUGUCUUCGUCAUCAACGCUGCUCUAGGACUGGCUCCGUUCCUUGAUCCAAGCCUCGCGUUCCCCACCCUUGCGACUAUCGCUCUGCCCGGUACAAUCCUCAUUGGAGCCACUAUGUUCAUGACAGGCGGUAUACUAGGCGUCUUCGCCGCUUUUAACGCCGAACGCGGUACCCUGGAGAAGAGCGAUACCAAGUCGAUCGAAGGCGGCGCGAACAUAGUGUACCGCCCAGCUCUCAUCAGUUCCCCGGCCUGGGUCUGGAUCCCAAGUGCAGCUGACGCUGCUACUGUGCUCCGAACCGUCCCUUUUCGAGCCGGGCUGAUGCAGCUUUCUGGCGGUUUGAUCCUGUCUACAUCCGCUGCAGCUGGAAUUCCGGGACUUCUCGACCCAAACAAUCUCUUUAUAACCCAGGCGCUAGUCUUUAUGCCACAGGUAAUUGGAGGUUCAAUGUUUUUCUUCGCUAAUUUCGCCCUCAUGGUUUACGCGCAGGACACUUGGCACAAGCCAAAAUUUGCAUCCGCUGAAUGGCAAGGUGCUUUGUGGAAUGCCUUGGGCUCGACUGGGUUUGCUCUCACCGGCGUUUUGCUGCUAGAGAGUGACAUAUUUGGUGCCUCGGCCGUUUCUUUCGCGGGGAGCUUUGCUUUUCUCAUCGAAGCAUUAUUCAGUGGUACGUGCUGA